Arabis nemorensis is the source of this 357-nucleotide messenger RNA. The record is from the annotation of a GenBank genome assembly. Lineage: Eukaryota; Viridiplantae; Streptophyta; Magnoliopsida; Brassicales; Brassicaceae.
AUGUCGAAAUCAAAGGCAAGAUACACGGUUCCAGCGGGUUGGAUUGUGGCGGUGUCGCCUUCAUUGAUUCAUUUUGAUGAAGAAAUAUACGAAAACCCUUUGAAGUUUAAUCCUUGGAGAUGGAAGGGGAAAGAAAUGAUUUGGGGAUCGAAAACGUUCAUGGUAUUUGGUGGUGGAGUGAGACUCUGUGCAGGAGCAGAGUUUGCAAGGCUUCAAAUCGCAAUGUUCCUUCACCAUCUUUUCGCAUAUUACGAUUUCUCGGUGGUCCAAGAAUGUGAGUUGAUUAGGGCACCAUUCCUUCAUUUCACCAAGGAACUGCUUAUACACAUCUCUCCAAGUCUCCCAAGUGAACCAUAA